AUGUUUCCUCUUUCCACAGAGGCUGUUGGUCCCCAUAAAAAGCCUAAGAAAGAACCUCAUCAGCUCCCAUUGAAAAGGGAACAGCAAAGAAGAAGGAGUAGAACAAGAUGGCAGAGGAGGAACGAAUCAUCCGCUUCUCAGGGUGCUGAAUCCCAGGACAUCCUGCCAUACCGUGGAAGAAUCACUUGCCCCAUUUGUAGAAAAGAAUUCCUUUACCAAUCAGAGUUUGAUAUACAUUGGAGAAAACACACAGGGGAUAAACCACAUCAAUGUGUGGACUGUGGAAAGACCUUUGCUCAGAGUAUGCAGCUUACUGUCCAUCAACAUAUGCACACAGGAGAGAAACCUUUUAAUUGUAUAGACUGUGGAAAGAGCUUUGCUCAGAGGACGAAUCUUACUAAGCAUCGACGUAUCCAUUCAGGAGAGAAACCUUUUAAUUGUAUGGACUGUGGAAAGAGCUUUGUUCAGAGGACGAAUCUUACUAAGCAUCGACGUAUCCAUUCAGGAGAGAAACCUUUUAAAUGUGUGGACUGUGGAAAGAGCUUUGCUCAGAGUACAGAGUAUACUGUCCAUCGACGUAUCCAUUCUGGGGAGAAACCUUUUAAUUGUAUUGACUGUGGAAAGACCUUUGCUCGGAGUUCACAGGUUACUGAGCAUCGACGUAUCCAUACCGGGGAGAAACCAUAUAAGUGUGAGGACUGUGGAAACAGGUUUGCUCGUUAUUCAAACCUUAUUGUCCAUCGACGUAUCCAUUCAGGAGAGAAACCUUUUAAAUGUGUGGACUGUGGAAAGAGCUUUGCUCGGAAUACAAAUCUUACUGUCCAUCGACGUAUCCAUUCAACGGAGAAAUCUUUAAAAUGUGUGGUCUGUGGAAAGACUUUUGCUCAGCAUAUGCAGCUUACAGCCCAUCAACGUAUCCAUACAGGAGAGAAACCUUUUAAAUGUGAGGACUGUGGAAAGAGUUAUGCUUGGAGUACGCAGCUUACUGUCCAUCGACGUAUCCAUUCGGGGGAGAAACCUUUUAAAUGUGUGGACUGUGGAAAGAGCUUUGCUCGGCAUUCGCAGCUUACUGUCCAUCUACGUAUCCAUUCAGGGGAGAAACCUUUUAAAUGUGUGGACUGUGGAAAGAGCUUUGCGUGGAGUUCAAAACUAACUGUCCAUCGACGUAUCCACACAGGAGCUAAACCAUAUAAGUGUGUGGACUGUGGAAAGAGCUUUGCUGAGAGUACGUAUCUUACUAUCCAUCGACGUUUCCAUUCAGGAGAGAAACCUUUUAAUUGUAUAGAUUGUGGAAAGACCUUUGCUCGGAGUGCACAGCUUACUGAGCAUCGACGUAUCCAUACCGGGGAGAAACCAUAUAAGUGUGAGGACUGUGGAAAGAACUUUGCUCGUUGUUCAAACCUUAUUGUCCAUCGACGUAUCCAUUCAGGGGAGAAACCUUUUAAUUGUGUGGACUGUGGAAAGAGCUUUGCUCGGAGUACGAAUCUUACUGUCCAUCGACGUAUCCAUACUGGGGAGAAACCAUAUAAAUGUGUGGAUUGUGGAAAGGGCUUUGCUCAGAGGGCACAGUUUACUGCCCAUCAACGUAUCCAUACAGGUGGAAAACCAUAUAAAUGUAUGGAUUGUGGAAAGGACUUUGCUCAGAGGACACAGUUUACUGCCCAUCAAUGUAUACAUUCAGUACAGAUUCAUCGCCAGGAGUGGAAACCUACGCCAAAUCCCAAGCCCUAGACUACAGCCCAGUCCGCACCCCCUCAACUGCCAGCCUCCUGAGUUCCCACUUCCCAUCCCCUAUGUGUAAAGCAACAAGAAAAGCAACUUGGAAUGAAGAUGUUUGAGAAAGUUCAGAAGCUCCAAAGUUACAUUGACAAUGGUUCUUCUCUGGCCGACAGACCGAUAAGCUUUCCCAGGACAGGGAGAGGAGCAGGCAGCCACAGUUGCUAACGUCAGUGUUCAAACAGUGGCACACACAGGCCAUGAAAGUUGGGACGCUCAGAAGACGCUGCUCAUCAGCCUGACACCAUCUGUGAAGAAAGCACACCAUAAAUAUACAUUGAGUUACUCUAUGAAAUUGGACUUUAUUCACUUACCUUAUUGAGACUUACUUUUGGAUCCUUGAGAUACCUGUUGAAUGGCCUGACAUUUAUUGUUUCACUGGAGAUUUGUGGUUGGAUCCUAUGUUGCUUCAUUGAUUGCACCCGUUAAAUAUUCUGUAUUUCUCCUAGCAAUUAUUGGCAGCCUGUAUUGUGUGUGU
Eublepharis macularius is the source of this 2254-nucleotide messenger RNA. Its product is annotated as zinc finger protein 420-like. Lineage: Eukaryota; Metazoa; Chordata; Lepidosauria; Squamata; Eublepharidae. Gene Ontology annotation, biological process: regulation of transcription by RNA polymerase II. The coding region runs from base 1 to 1731 and encodes 576 amino acids. Gene Ontology annotation, molecular function: DNA-binding transcription activator activity, RNA polymerase II-specific; RNA polymerase II cis-regulatory region sequence-specific DNA binding. The transcript is spliced from 2 exons. Gene Ontology annotation, cellular component: nucleus. The record is from RefSeq and is a predicted model, not a curated record.